Haplochromis burtoni (Burton's mouthbrooder) is the source of this 1564-nucleotide messenger RNA. RefSeq names its product MOB kinase activator 3C (gene mob3c). Lineage: Eukaryota; Metazoa; Chordata; Actinopteri; Cichliformes; Cichlidae. The record is from RefSeq and is a predicted model, not a curated record. Gene Ontology annotation, cellular component: nucleus; cytoplasm. Gene Ontology annotation, biological process: signal transduction; positive regulation of protein phosphorylation. Gene Ontology annotation, molecular function: protein kinase activator activity. The transcript has 4 exons. Bases 518 to 1168 code for a protein of 216 amino acids.
UACUGACACACACACACAGAUAGCAGAACCUACUAGACAAAGUCAGGAAGUGACAUCACCUACAGGAAGAGAAGGCAAAUAUCUUUUUUCUCUUUUAGUGUGUUGUCUGUUUUCCUGAGGGAAGUUGGAGCCCCUUAAGACCGUUAGCAACUAGCAGAGAGAAAAUUCAGAGGACCUAGAGGGGGCAGAGUCACUGAAGCAGGCUUUCACAGGGAGUUUAGAAUCAAAGGAUCCAGACACUCGAAUCCUCCCUGAACUUCCCACAACUCUCCACCACAUUCCAAAUACUCCGCUGCAGGAUUUCGGCCAGUGUCAUUGUGCCAAAUGAAAACAAGAGCUCCUUGCAGUCUUUACACGACAGACGCUAACCACCUGUGACCUCCACCUGUGACCAUUCCAAGAGCCGAAAUCAGACUGGUUCCCCUCUCCCAGGAAGGCUACACGUUCUCAUACUCCAACCUAAUUAUUUUUCACCGUUGCGCACUCUCCCCUUAUCUCAGGGGAAAUAACUGAGUCAAUGGCAUUGUGUCUUGGUCAAGUGUUUAGCAAAGACAAAACAUUUAGGCCAAAGAAGCGCUUUGAGCCCGGUACGCAGCGGUUUGAACUGUACAAGAAGGCCCAGGCUUCGCUCAAAUCUGGCUUGGACCUGAGGAAAGUAGUUCAGCUCCCAGAAGGCGAGAACCUCAAUGACUGGAUUGCUGUUCACGUGGUGGAUUUCUUUAACAGAAUUAACCUAAUCUAUGGCACAGUGAGCGAGUACUGCAGCGAGCGCACGUGCCCUAUCAUGUCUGGGGGACUGAGAUAUGAGUACAGAUGGCAGGACGGUAAAGACUACAAGAGACCCACCAAGCUGCCUGCUCUCAAGUACAUGAAUCUGCUGAUGGACUGGAUAGAGUCACUGAUCAAUAAUGAGGAAAUCUUCCCCACAAGAGUAGGAGUACCUUUCCCCAAGAACUUCCAGCAGGUGUGCAAGAAGAUCCUGAGCCGUCUCUUCCGGGUGUUUGUGCACGUUUACAUCCAUCACUUUGACAGCAUCUGCAGUAUGGGUGCAGAGGCCCACAUCAAUACCUGCUACAAACACUAUUAUUAUUUCAUCUCAGAGUUCAACCUCAUUGAUCACUCUGAGCUGGAGCCUCUGAAAGAGAUGACAGAGAAGAUAUGCAAUUAGACAAAGCCACAUGGACAAAGGAGUUUACAUUAUGACGUUAUCUGAGCCCCUUGAGAAAACUUCCGCAUCAAAACACUCCAGACAGAGAACUGCUUUGUGUACACUUGUAUGAGUGGUUUCCAAGCAUAUGACAUGGCCCAUAAACUCAGUAGACUUCUGCAGAUGGUGGCAAAGUUCCUUUACAGAACUUUUCACUUCACAUUCAUUAUGGUGCUGUGAGUUUCCUCAUUAUUCUGUAUUGUUUUAUACACUGCAUCUCCUGUACUCUGUCUUUCCUCUUGUGCAUGUAUAUGUUUUAUCUUCGUGUAAGUUUUGAUGCAUUGUUUGUUUUCUCGUUGACCAGAGUUUGUAUUUUGUACGAUGUGUUUUCACUGUUUAAAAUCUGAUUUAAGGGCA